AUGGUAGCAAGCCAGAGCCUGGUAGCAAGCCAGAGCCUGGUAGUACGCCAGAGCCUGCCUGGUAGCAAGCCAGAGCCUGGUAGUACGCCACAGCCUGGUAGCAAGCCAGAGCCUGUUAGUACGCCGGACGUUGAUAGCACGCCAGAGCUUGGUAGCACGCCAGAGCUAAGUAUCACGCUAGAGCAUUGUAACACGCCAGAUCAUUGUAGCACGCCAGAGCCUGGUAGCACGCCAGAGCCUGGUAGCACGCCAGAGCCUGGUAGCAAGCCAGAGCCUGGUAGCAAGCCAGAGCCUUGUAGCACGACAGAGCCUGUUAGUACGCCGGACCUUUGUAGCACGCCAGAGCCUGGUAGCACGACAGAGCUAUGUAGCACGCCAGAGCAUUGUAGCAUGCCAGAGCAAUGUAGCACGCCAGAGCCUGGUAGCACGCCAGUGCCUGGUAGUACGCCAGAGCCUGGUAGCACGCCAGAGCCUGGUAGCACGCCACAGCCUGGUACUACGCAAUAG
Dreissena polymorpha is the source of this 507-nucleotide messenger RNA. Its product is annotated as anti-sigma-I factor RsgI2-like. The record is from RefSeq and is a predicted model, not a curated record. Bases 1 to 507 code for a protein of 168 amino acids. Lineage: Eukaryota; Metazoa; Mollusca; Bivalvia; Myida; Dreissenidae. The transcript is spliced from 2 exons.